Messenger RNA from Penicillium soppii, 1218 nucleotides. Its product is annotated as Capsular polysaccharide synthesis. The transcript has a single exon. The record is from RefSeq and is a predicted model, not a curated record. Gene Ontology annotation, molecular function: glycosyltransferase activity. The coding region runs from base 1 to 1218 and encodes 405 amino acids. NCBI's taxonomy places the organism in Eukaryota, Fungi, Ascomycota, Eurotiomycetes, Eurotiales, Aspergillaceae.
AUGGACUAUCUCCUCCCGUCAGGGAUGCAUGCCAUUCCCUCCAACCUUCUUGAUCUACGAUCCGACACCGACAUAGACUUCGACCUGCUACAUCCUCAUCCAGUCAAUAACGUCAAAAACAUAUGGUUCUUUUGGCAUUCCGGCUACGUCAAUAUGCACCCUUAUACGCAACGCACAGUGCGCGCAUGGCACCGCCGACUCGCAAAACAAGGGUGGACUGUACGAAUCAUAGACCGACAGCCAGGGUCAAAGAGCAAUAUCGCCGAGUUCUUGGAUGUUACCGACCCAUCAAUUUUCCCACAGGCCUUCACUGAUGAGACGAUCACUGGCUCUUACGCGCUACAACAUACUUCAGAUCUUGUUCGCUGGCCGCUGCUCCUGCGAUAUGGAGGUGUUUAUGCCGACGUGGGUAUGAUGCAAAUUGGUGAUCUAGAUACGCUGUGGAACGAGACAAUUGCAAACCCUGAAUCUCCAUACGAGGUUUUGUCUUAUACGCCCGGUGGCCAAGAUAAUUACAGUCUAUUGAAUUAUUUCCUCGCCGCAUUGCCAAAUAAUGCUCUUUUCGCGCGUUGCCAUCGUCUGCUUCUCGCUCUUUGGGGCGCAGAUGGGGGCAAGACAAGCACCGAUGGAAUGCACGCUAGCCCACUGCUACAAGGCGUUCCUCUGAUGGGCGGCGAAUUUACAAUCACUGAGGAUGAUGGGACAUUUAUCGGCCCCGCUGAGGUCAGCCGUCUUUUGACCGACUAUAUUAUCCAAGGCCAGGUUGCUAGUGCAGUUAUGGGACUGCUUGAUCCGGAAGACAAUUGGGAUGGCCCCGCCUAUUGCAUGAAACACUUUUACGCGAUCAAUUUUAUGGAAGGAUCACAGCUUAUUAAUGAGUUGACUGCCUGGAACGGACAAAAGGCAUUCGAUUUGAUGUCACUAUCUAUACCGAAAGACGGGGAACAAGAGUCUAGUCAACAAAAGAUAGCUCGUGAAAUUGUUGAGGCAUGUCUUUCACGCAGUUUUGGUUUCAAGCUUGCUCACGGCCUCAUUCUACGCGUGAACAAACUUACGCUUGGAUCCUUGUGGCGAGAUAACCCGGGAUCCGACAUUGUACCUGGCACAUAUGCGGCUUGGCUUCGACAUGGGAUUACCUACUGGAAUCAAAAUCAUGUCCCUGGUCGAGUGGCACUCUCGUUGAUCCCUCCUACAAAAGUUGGAAGAUUAUUAUUGUAA